AUUUCACUUCAGUGUAUUUGUAAAAAAAUCGCUAGACUGAAGCUCUUUUAUUUCACUUUCUAUGCUCGUGUCUCUUCUCUCUCACAAGGUAAUAAUGACUUGUAUAGCUUAGAUCAGUUGUUAAACAGAUUAAGUUUUGAUAACUGAGUGGAGGAGGAUGGCAAAGAAGAAGAAUUGUCUGGUAUUUAUGGAUGUGUCCAUAGAUGGGGAUCCGGUUGAAAGGAUGGUUUUUGAGCUUUUCUAUGAUGUUGCUCCGAAGACUGCUGAAAAUUUCCGUGCAUUAUGCACAGGAGAAAGAGGAGUCAGUCCAAACACUGGAAAGUCACUACAUUACAAGGGUUCUUUCUUUCAUCAAAUCGUUAAAGGCUCCAUUGCCCGGGGAGGUGAUUUUGUAAACCGAAAUGGGACUGGUGGAGAAAGCAUUUAUGGUUCCAAGUUCCCAGAUGAAUCACCUAGGCUAAAGCACGAUGCUCCAGGCCUUCUUUCCAUGCCAGUUGCUGAUCGUGACACUCUUGGUUCUCAUUUUAUCAUCACUUUUAAAGCUGAUCCACAUCUUGAUAGGAAACAUGUAAUCUUUGGAAAGCUUGUGCAAGGAGAUAAAAUAUUGAAGAAAAUUGAAGAUGUGGGUGAUGAAGAAGGACUUCCAAGCGUAACUGUUAAAAUAAUUAGUUGUGGUGAACAUAAUGAGGAUGGAAAGAAGAUAAAUAAGUCAAAAAAGGGAAGACUUGGAUCUUCUGAAACCCAUAGUCCUGAACUGCACAGGGGAAAGCACAAAAAAUCUUCAGGUGACAAAAGGAAAAGAAGAAAGUACUACUCAUCAGAAUCGAGUAGUUCCUCAGAUUCAGACAUGAGAUCAUCAGAAAGUGAUAGUGAUUCUGACUCGGAUACAUCUUCAUCUUACACAAGUUCCUCCAGUGAUGACAGGCGGAGAAAGAGAAAGAGGUCUAGGAAAGAUAAACAUAGACGCGGAAAAAGAAGAGACCAACACCGAGACAAGAGACGAAGGAAACAAGACAAAAGGUCAAAACGCAAAUCAAGAAGGGAAUUGACCUGUCAUACGGAUUCAGAUAGUGAUAAUAAGACCGGCAACAGCUCUGGUGGUGAAAGCCGUGGUGCUCAAGCAAAAGAUCAAAAGCAUAAAGAUCAUUCUCAGAAGCAUGCUGAAGGUCAGUCUUCCUUGGUUGUGGAUAAAGAAUUACCUGCUGUGCUCCUCACAAAAGGGGAGAAACUGAACAUGCUGGAGGAGGAAAAAUUCCCAAAGGAAAAUGGACAGCGGCGUAGCAAUGGCAAUGGAGCCAACUAUAGAUCUGACAGAAGUGAAGGGAGGCAGCCUGAUGUGAUGGAUGAUCAACCAGGCAAAUCUAGGAGUCAAAGCAUGAGUAUUAGUCCAAAGCGUGAGAGCAGAAGUCCUAGCAUUAGUCAAAAAAGGAGGUUGAGCAGAAGUCCAAGUGGUAGUAGAAGCCCUCAAGCUCCAUUACGGAGGAGUUUGAGCGGGAGUCCAAACAGAAGAAGCAUCAGCAAAAGCCCAGUGAGAGGUAGAAAGGGGAAAAGUGUCAGUAAAAGCCCUGUGCGAUCUCGUGGAUAUAGAAGUGUCAGUACAAGCCCUGUUAGAUCCCUUUCCCGGAGCCACCAGAGGACUUCAUCCAGAGCACCAUCACGAAGAUCAAUCAGCAGAAGUCCUGUGAUUAAUCAUAAUCAUAGAAGUGUCAGUAGAAGUCCUAUUAGAUAUCGUGAUCAUAGAAGUGUUAGUGUAAGCCCUGCAAGAUCCCUUUCCCGGAGCCGCAAGAGUUCACCCAGAGCACGAUCACAAAGAUCAAUCAGCAGAAGCCCUGUGAGAACACACAAUCAUAGAAGUGUCAAUAGAAGCCCUGUGAGAUCUAGUGGUCGGAGAAGUGUCAGUGCAAGCCCUGUGAGACCCCUUUCUCGGAGCCGGAGGAGGAGUUCACCCAGAGCGCCAUCUCGAAGAUCAAUCAGUAGAAGUCCAUUGAAAACUGAUAUUCGUAGAAAUGUUAGUAGAAGCCCUGUGAGAUCCCAUGGUCAUAGAAGUGCGAGCGCAAGCCCUGUAAGAUCGCCUUCACGGGGCCGCAGGAGGACUUCACCCAGAGCACAAUCACGAAGAUCAAUCAGCAGAAGCCCUGUAAGAGUGUCCAGAAAGACCAUCAGCAGGAGUCCAGUUAGAUCAUCGGCCAGAAGCAUGAGCAGAAGCUUGAGCAGAAGUUCUGGCAGAGUCCCUGUAAGAAGCAUCAGCCGAAGUCCAGCUAGAGUGCCAAGCAGAGGCAAUCGCCACAGUUAUUCUAGGAGUCCACGUGGUAGAAGCUUGUCUAGAAGUGUGUCACCUGAUGUUUCCCCAAAACGUAUUAGAAGGGGAAGAGGUUUCAGUGAACAGUACUCCUAUGCUAGAAGGUAUAGAACUCCCUCUCGAUCUCCUGUGAGGUCGUACCGCUAUAAUGGAAGAAGUUACCGUGACAGAUAUUCAGGUUACAGGAGGUACUCCCCUAGGCGUAAUAGGAGCCCACUUCCACGUAGAAGAACUCCACCAAGGUUCCGGAGGAGGAGCAGGACGCCAUCUGUAUCACGCAGUCCCCGAUAUCGAGGACGACGAUAUAGCCGAAGCCGUAGCCCCGUUCGAAGCCGUAGCCCUGUUCGCAGUCGUUCACCUGUCGGUACAUUUCGACCUCGUGUUGAGAAGAGCAGGUCUUUAUCCAGGAGUAGAAGUCCUUCACGAUCCAGGGCUUCUAUGGAAUCACAAUCUCCACUGAAGGCGAGCAGGAACAGUAGGUCAAGGUCCCCCCCUGAAAGCCCAAAUGCAAAGAAAGGCCUUGUAUCCUACGGAGAUGGUUCUCCCUAUUCAAACUAAGGUGAAAUACUAUGUCUGGCGUGUCUAGUGAGAUCGUCACCAACAUCUCUUAUUUUCCUUUAUAAGCCAUUUUCUGGAUAUUUUUCCUCUGUUGAAUUGAAAUGGCUUGCAAACACAGUAAUAGUGUUAGAAUAUUUAGAGACUAGAAUGCAGUUGUGUUGUUUCGGUGUAGUGACCGAGAUGAGUCGGACGUGUUACCUAUGAAGUUAUUUCGUAGUUAUUAAAUGCAUCUGAGUAGAAUUAUGAA
Molecule: messenger RNA, 3104 nt
Organism: Vigna umbellata (rice bean)
Lineage: Eukaryota; Viridiplantae; Streptophyta; Magnoliopsida; Fabales; Fabaceae
Source: RefSeq, a predicted model, not a curated record